UGAGGGGAGCGGAGCGGAGCCGCCAUGUUGGCGGGGGGCGCCGGGCUCUGGAAAUGGCAGCGCGGGGCGGGGCCGCCGCCGCCGCUUCCCCUCAUGCUCUCCUCUCCGCAGGGCUGCUGCGGCCGCUGCGGGCCGGGGCCGCGCUGGCGCUGGCGCUCGGCCGCGCCCGCUGCGCGUCGGGCCUCUCCGCGCCGCGCGUCGGAGGAGCGCGGGCGCCGGCAGCGGCCUCUGUGAAGAGUCUGGUGCCGCGCGGCGGCGGGGCCCGCUCCCUGCUCGGCAGUGUCACACCUCUACUUCCAAGUAUACUUCAGCAGCCAGUGAGGACUCUCACAUACUGUAGCUUACGGAAGGGAAAGAGGAAAUCCGUGAAAGCUGUAAUCGAUAGGUUUCUCCGACUGCACAAUGGCCUUUGGGUAAGGCGAAAGGCUGGUUACAAGAAAAAAUUGUGGAAAAAGUCAGCUGCCCAGAAAAAGCGCUUGAGAGAGCUGGUGUUGUGCAACAAAACGCAAUGUAAACUCCUAGAUAAAAUGACCACUUCUUUUUGGAAGAGAAGAAAUUGGUACGUUGAUGAUCCCUAUCAGAAGUACCAUGAUCGCACAAAUCUUCGUUUGUAGAAAUCUUGUUUCAUUUUAGCAUACCUCUAGGAAACAGGUGAUGUUAUAUGGAAUAUGUCUCCUUUAUCUAUUUCCAAAGAUAAAUCAGUAAUGCCUGCUUAUUUUAGGAAUAAAUAUACCUAUAUUAUCUGGACAAAAUUAUGAGUCUCAAUGGCCAAAAUAAAGGAAUGUUCAAGAAUA
Molecule: messenger RNA, 794 nt
Organism: Rhea pennata
Lineage: Eukaryota; Metazoa; Chordata; Aves; Rheiformes; Rheidae
Gene: MRPL35
Product: mitochondrial ribosomal protein L35
Exons: 3
Coding region: 54-614 (186 amino acids)
Biological process (GO): translation
Cellular component (GO): ribosome; mitochondrion
Molecular function (GO): structural constituent of ribosome
Source: RefSeq, a predicted model, not a curated record